ACCUUAAAGGAAUUGUAUCUAAGAUGAUGAUUUUCCUGACCUAUCUUUGUCCCCAGAUAUGAGGUUUGGUGUGGUUCUGCUGCCUGUCACCAUGGCUACCCUGCUGCUGAGGCGCCAGCUCGGCUUCUCGCUGCACAUCCUGCGCUCCUCACUUUCAGGCUGUAGACAUGUGAGUAAGGCUGCUCCUCAGGCUCAGAUGGACUGGGAUUACGACGGGCCCUCCAUGAAGACCCCAGUGCCAGGGCCGCGCUCUCAGGGACUGCUCAAGCAACUGGGAGAGAUCCAGAAUGUCGAUGCCAUCAACUUUUUCUGUAACUACGAGGAGAGCCGUGGGAACUACCUGGUGGAUGUGGAUGGGAAUCGCAUGUUAGAUGUGUACACACAGAUCUCUUCCAUCCCCAUUGGCUACAACCAUCCUGCUCUGCACAAGCUGAUGGCCGACCCUAACAACCUGAGCACGUUUGUGAACCGGCCUGCUCUGGGGAUUCUGCCUCCAGGAAGCUUCCCUGAUAAAGUCACAGAGAGCCUGCUGUCGGUGGCCCCCAGUGGGAUGAGCCGGGUGCAGACCAUGGCCUGUGGAUCCUGCUCCAAUGAGAAUGCCUACAAAGCCAUGUUUAUCUGGUACAGGAAUAAGGAGCGUGGUGGGUCCAACCCCAGCGCCACAGAGGAGGACCUGAGCUCCUGCAUGAUCAACCAGAGUCCAGGCUGUCCUGAUCUCAGUAUCCUGUCCUUUAUGGGAGGUUUCCAUGGACGCACUCUGGGGUGCCUGGCUACCACUCACUCCAAAGCCAUCCACAAACUGGACAUCCCGUCUCUGGACUGGCCCAUCGCACCCUUCCCCAGACUGCAGUACCCUCUGGAGGAGUACACCCGAGAGAAUGCAGCAGAGGAGGCCCGCUGCCUCGAGGAGGUGGAGGAUCUGAUUGUGCGCUGGAGACAGAAGGGGCGGCCUGUAGCAGGAAUCGUGGUGGAGCCCAUCCAGGCUGAAGGAGGAGACAACCACGCCUCUCCAGACUUCUUCAAGAACCUCCGGAAUAUUGCACGCAAGCAUGGCUGUGCGUUCCACGUGGAUGAGGUCCAGACCGGUGGGGGCUGCACGGGGAAGUUCUGGGCUCACGAGUACUGGGGCCUGGACGACCCUGCGGACAUCGUAUCCUUCAGCAAGAAGAUGCUGACUGGAGGAUACUACCACAAGGACGAGCUGCAGGCUGACAAGGGUUACCGGAUCUUCAACACGUGGAUGGGAGACCCAUCCAAGAACCUUUUCCUGAUUGAGGUUCUGAACGUGAUCCGCAGGGAGAACCUCCUGGAGGAGGUGAGGCGGUCAGGCAAAGCUCUGUUGCAGGGGCUCUAUGCUCUCCAGGAACAGUACCCAAGCCUGCUGAGCUCUGCCCGAGGACAGGGGACAUUCUGUGCUGUGGACAUCUGUGAUGACGCCACCAGGACAAAGAUACUGCUCAAGGCCCGUGACAAAGGAGUCCUGCUGGGGGGCUGUGGUGACCGCUCCAUCCGCUUUCGCCCUGCCCUUAUCUUCAAGGAGUACCACGUGGCCCUGUUCCUCAACAUCUUCAAUGACGUUCUGGCACAGCUCAAGUAGAACCAGGAGGAACCAAGAACCUAGAAACAGGAACCCAUCUGACCCAACUGCCUUCAGACCUGUCUACAGCACAAAAACCUCCACACACACUGACACAUUGAGGGUGCCGAAGGAAGACUGGUUUGCACUUUUAACGAAGUAAUAGCUCAAAUGAACAACAGGUUAAAGGUCUUGCAUUAUGCUAAAUAUUUGCGUUAGUUAUAAUGUAGCUGUUUAUCAAGUCUUUGUGCCCUUAGCUGGCAAUCGUAGCAUUGUGUGUGCUCAGAAAUUGGCACUGCAUUAUAAGUACUAUAUAAUAUUUCAAGUUGUAACACGUGAAAUACGAAGCUUAAUAAGUAUUAAUAUGAGUUGUAGCCAAAUAAUUAAAUCAAAUAAUUCAUAUUCAGGACCUUUAAUCAUGGUUGGCAAUAGAGGGAAAAGAUAAGAUUUAAAGCCAUCGUUUGUAAUUUAAAUGUCUGACCAGACCAUAGACUGUAUAUAUAAAUGGACAUAGCUCACCUGCUAGACACCGCAUUCCAAGGAGGAAGUGAGCAUGGGCACAAUUCAGCUCUAUCGACUCGACUUUCUGUUGAAAAAUAGUGGCCCCUCUCUAACUGCUCCUGUCAUGCUGGUCAUUCUGACCUUAAAAUGUUUGUAUUAACUCAAUCAGGUGCCCUCUAGCUACCGUUAGCAGGUUUGAUUGACAGUGUUGUUAAGCCUGUACCUUCAAUACCCUCAUUCCUAAUUGGCUCUUUGGUUGCUAUGAUACUUUUGAUCACAAUUCCAAAUAUGGAAUUCAGUUCUAAAUUAGCCAUUAAAACUGCUAGCCUCAAUGAGCUUCAUUUUUCCAAACUCAAUGGGUAACGCCCCUCAGUCCACUUAUUUAUAGUCUAUGGUACUGCCCCUGUUCAAUUUUCAGCUAAUUUGUAAGUAACUGAGAUGUGGCCAUACAGAGCACGAAUUUAUUUAAAAUAGGUUAAUAUUACGGUAACUUUCGGACUAUAAGCCUAACUACUUUUUCCCACUUCUUUGGAGGCGGUAGCGGGAAGGACUUAGUCAAUGUAAAAAAGACGACAAAAGCUUUCAGAGGAAAUAAAAGCAGAUGGCCCGUGUUGGUGCUAUUUUAUUUUCUAAAUAUACAGGCAUCUUCAUUACGGGUUGAUGGCGUGUUGGUGCCGUGCUGCAGAUUUUCAGGCACAGUUUGAAAAAAAGUGUCUUAAAUUAAACCUCCGUGUAAUUAUCUUAUGUUACAACAUAUUUGUAACAUGCGGCUUAUAUUCGGGUGCGGCCUAUAUAUGUACAAAAUUAAUUUUCUUUUAAAAUUUAUGUUCAGGUACACUCAAUAGUCCGAGAUUUACAGUAUGUAUUUGACAGGUUUGGUAAUAACUUGAAUCUCAGGUAAUUUCAUUUUUGCAAGACCAGCAAUGUAAGAUUUCUGGUGGGGAUGUUAUCUCCAUGGAGAUGUUAUGCUUUGCCUGGAAUGUUGCACAGUAUGGCAUUAGACCUAUCUAUCAUGCAUUUAUUCAAUUAUAAGAUUUUUUUUAUUGCUGAAAAGGGACUUGAAAAACAUGUAUGGUAUUGUUUCCAUGAAGAUAGAUUAGUUUAAUGCCAUACUGUAAAACAUUCCAGGCAAAGCAAUUACAUCUCCAUGGAGACAAACAGGUACCAGGCUAUCAACCAAAUUAGUAGUAAAAAUGUCAAUAAUACAAAAUUUUAAAUAAAAUCUUUAAAACAGAGCUAUUCUGCAAAAUUGACUUUUCUGAACAUUUAACCAUGGUACCGUUGUUUCUCUUCUCAUUUACCCUCUAAAGUUGUAUUUGGAGUGGUUUGUGCAUGUUUCAGCAAUCUUUAAUCACUCAUUUUGAUAUUGCUGAUCAACUCCUGUUUUCACUGCCACUGGUACACACCCACUACUCUACAUUUACUUUGUUCUCCAAUUUUUUUUUCUUAAUCGGUGAUGCGCAUAGGAAAGGGGGAGUAGUUGUAAGGUGAAGGUAUGAAAGAAGACUGGUGUGGGUAGAAGGUAUGGUCCUCUACUGCCUCCUAGUGAAAGUGAAAUUACACACUGUGGCUUUAAAUUUGAAUCUUAAAGUUAAUGUCUGAAAUGGAAUAACUUUGCCAUAGCUACAUAUAUACCGUCUGCCCCAUAAAGCACUGCAUUCUUUAUCCUUGCUAAUAUAUUAACCCUAUGAAGAGGGAAGAGCUGCUAAUAUUAUUAUUGUUUUUAUUUUUUUAAAUUUUUUUUUACCUGGAUUUUGAAAAGCGCACAAAAAUCAGGGUUGAAAUUUCAAACUAGCUGAUGUUCCUAGUCUUUACAAUCCAGUCCAGGUUCAAAUGAGCACAAUUGUCAUGACAACACUAUACAUCCUAUAAUGGUGAUCUAAUCAUAUACAACAAUAAUAACAAUAUAUGAUUAAUACAGUAGUUUAGUUUGCGUUUUUUCUGUGCCAUAUUUAGUUUUGGUAAUCCCUCCAUUUUGCGUCAUGCAUGAAUGAACCUUUACAUAUACAUAUUUGAUAAUAAUGCUGAUGAUAAUGAUAAUAAUGCUAUAUGAAUAUGAAUAGUCUUAAGCUGACCCUGUAGCCCUAUGGUGAAGAAAUAUAGAGCAUUGUCAGGGUAUUUUUGUAUGAAGUAUUGCGGAGACAGUGGUGAAUGUCUUAUCCACGUACUUGUACUUGUACUUUUUAGCAUCUGUGAAGGCCAAUGUUUUGUCUUGUUUUAUGUUGUAUUCUGAAACAAAGCCGAGGGGAACAGGCUGUGGUCAUGUGGUAAGAGUUCAAAAUUCAGAUGGAGGGCACUGAUGAAUUUUAUGGUCACAUUUAAAGGAUUAAAAAUUUCAUAAAAUUUUCCUUUCAUUUACUAGGUAAGCAUGUUCAAAACUAAUGUGGCAAUUGUAAUGCUGAUUUAUUCUUAAUUACAAGAACAUUAGACAUGAUGGACAUGUUGUUUGCGUUUAUAAUUUGGUGUUUUGGUUCUAAAAGACGAUUAUCCAAUCAGAAAGCAGAGUGAGUCUCAUUUGGGUUGUCAGUUUCAAUGCUGAGAUCCACUUGGUUUAAACCUAAAAUGACUCUCUGACCUGAAUCAUCACUAUCUAAACCCCAGCACCUGCAGCAGCCAGUCAUUAAUCAGUGCUAGUGCCGCCUCUGCAGCUCAGUGAGUGAAUUCUGGAGGUUUUCAGCUUCCACAUAAGACACGGCCUAUACUCUGAAUGAGAAAAACUUGUAUGUGUCCUUUACCUGCAGGUUAAGGCGCUGGCAACCCAGGUUCAGUUGUGAUUGUGUGAAAUUAUAAAAUUCACCUUUUCUGUCAUUUUUGUUUGAAGACAACUUUUCUAAAACUUCUGCCCUUGAUCUGAUACUCUGACCUCAGCCUGUGUCGGUCUUUCCCUUAGCCGGAGCACACGUUCCUGGGUGUAUGUCCCGUGGUGUCUGCUUGCUGCUCUUUGGAUAACCCCUGUUCUCACGCAAACCAUACGUUACUGUGCCCACUGCCCGCUGUGAUUGUUCCCUGGACCACCUUUUAGAAGCUACUGUCUGCAUGUUCUGUUCUGUACCAUGGCGCCACAUAUCACUUGCACACUUUGUAUCUAUCCUUCAAUGUUCUUAAAUUAAUUCCUCAAUAAAUUAAUAAUUUUGUAUACAGA
Molecule: messenger RNA, 5219 nt
Organism: Periophthalmus magnuspinnatus
Lineage: Eukaryota; Metazoa; Chordata; Actinopteri; Gobiiformes; Gobiidae
Gene: abat
Product: 4-aminobutyrate aminotransferase
Biological process (GO): GABA catabolic process
Cellular component (GO): mitochondrion
Molecular function (GO): pyridoxal phosphate binding
Source: RefSeq, a predicted model, not a curated record